AUGCCCUGCACUAUAGGAUGCCACACAUGCCGCCGACGACGAGUCAAAUGCGACGAGAUACACCCAGUAUGCGAAAGAUGUACCAAAGCCAAGAUCAACUGCGAGGGCUAUGCGCGCGACCUCAAAUUCGUGGACGAGAAAGGGCGCGCCCAAAAGCGCGUGCAGGUGAAACGACAGGCAUACUUGGAAGCUGUUCACGCAGAGGAGGCACAACUCGAAGCCGUACGGAAGACAAAGUCAGGCUCGCCCCCGGUAGGUGAGGCCUGGAAAGGAGCGACGCCUUCAAUAGGGCCCACACUCGAUAUAGGCGUGUUCAAGGAUGAAGUACAGAUAUCGUUCAUGCUAAAAACCCUAUUUGCGGGCUGGAGGCUAUUCAUGCCAUGGGUCAUGACGGGAUAUCGCAACGCCGAGGAAUGCACAACCACCCAGACCGUUAAGGCGCUGAGCUGUGUUUUCUUUGGUCGAAUGCACAACAAUAGGAAUAUCUUCGAUUCUGGCAUGGUUGCGUACUGCAAUGCUCUCCGCCUGUUAGGGUCAGAUUUGAAGGAUCCCAAAGCUGCGUAUGGGAUAUCGGCCGUCACCAACGUCUUAUCGUUGGUUAUAUUUGAGAUGAUGGCUUCUAAGGGAGGACCCGGCAUAAUGCAGCACUUGGGUGGAGUCCAAAGACUGAUACAAGCUCGUGGACCAGAACGGCAUCAGAACCGACCGGAUUUGGACGUUUUUGAAAAUGCCAGGCUCGGAAUGAUACAUCAAUUCAUGGAAAAAAGGAAACGGUGUUUUCUGGAGGAGCAACAAUGGAUGACCAUUCCGUGGUUCAAACAUCCUGAAGCUAAGACGUUUGUCUCUUCCAUUACUGAUCGAAAAUGUUACCUUCCAGGCCUCUUGGAUGACAUGGAGGCCAUGCGGACCGGCGUACGGGCUUCCCAAGCGGAUGUCUCACUCUUAUGCGAGAAAAUCUAUACACAGCUUUAUGAGCUCUUCUGCUGGCGAGCUGCCUGGGAGGCAGAAUUUCCAAAUUGCUGUUGGACUGUCCCAGUACAUGAACCAGAUAAGCCCUACAGCACGGCAAUUUACUUCUCCUCACUGGAACGAGCGGUGGAGAUUUGCCAUUACGAUACAAUCUUUUUGAUGCUCUAUCGAAUGGGCUGCAUUCUGUUUGGUCCUGAUUUCGAUACAACUACUAUUGCUCUGCCCAUCCCCAUGAUCAGGACAAAUCCCGUUCUUCUCCUUCCCACUGAUCCCAAGUCUGUCCAUGAAUUAGGAGUGGAAAUUCUUCGCCAUAUACCCUACUUUUUCAAGGACAAUAGCCAACAUGGGGCAUACUUCCAAGCAUUAUUCCUGCUAAGAUCUACGUUUGAAGUUUUUGUGCCAGGCACCAUAGAGUGGGAUUAUUGCCAAAAAACGUUCAAUGAGCUUGCAGACAAGAGUGGCUUUGAGGUGGCCCGAAAAAUGAUGCCCCAUGGCUUGCAAGGGAGAAUGUUGCAAGACGAAGGGAUGCAUGCUCCCAUAUUUUGA
This is a messenger RNA of Lachnellula hyalina, 1515 nucleotides long. RefSeq lists its product as uncharacterized. The transcript has 2 exons. Gene Ontology annotation, biological process: regulation of DNA-templated transcription. Gene Ontology annotation, molecular function: zinc ion binding; DNA-binding transcription factor activity, RNA polymerase II-specific. The record is from RefSeq and is a predicted model, not a curated record. Bases 1 to 1515 code for a protein of 504 amino acids. Lineage: Eukaryota; Fungi; Ascomycota; Leotiomycetes; Helotiales; Lachnaceae.